GAUGGAGUGAGGCAUAUACUGCCCUUCUCCUUGCCUAAAGGCAACAUCAGUGUACAGGUUUCCCUCUUUGCUGGGGGUGGGACAAGUGUUGCACUGUGUUACACCUCCAGCCAUGCUUGCGCUGAGGGCAGGCUAAGCCAUGAUCCCUCAGACAAUAUUCAUGAGUGAAUACUGUCUGCUGCACUUAGUGACAUCUCAUUCUCAUCCUGCACUGAAGCUGCUGUGCAGCUUGAGAGGUGGGAAAUGGAAAUGCUUUUUGCCUUGGUCACUAUUUAGAAAUUAGGCUUAAACCCAGACUGAGAGAAGUGGAGCUGCUGUCUGCUGGCAGUGGGGUGGCUUUCCAGCUUGGUGAGCUCCAUGUUCUCUGUCUGGACUUGCUUGGUGCAGGGCCGGUCUCUGCAGAGGAGUGGGGGUUCCACCGCCAGCACAGACUGUGCCAGUCAAGAAAGAAGCCAAAGAUGCCUGUGAAAUCCCACUUAAAGGUGUGCAACCUGGGCUUAAAAUGGGUAUCAAGUUUGAAGCACUGGCUGGUGGCUGUUGUGGUGUGUUGGUGAGGCAGCACGAGAAGGGCAUAAUUUCAUGCAUCAGCUGCAGUUUGCUCCCACUUUUGAAACCCAUAACCCAGCCCUUCACAUGACCAGCUUAUUUGGUGGUGGUGUGUUAGUUAUGUAAAUCUCAGUGUGCUUCAGACUGGAAAAGAAUAUGAAACAGAACAUCUACUUGAAUUCCUUUCUUAACUUGGCAAGUUUAUACCUGCAUCUUAACUACUACUGUUUUUACUUCCAUACUCCUGGAUUCAAAAGACCCUGAUCUGGGGGCAUAUCAGACCAAAACCUACAUAGAGGUGUGCUCCCAUCUCUGUGCAACAAACUUGUUGCACAAAUUAGGGCAUUUCUUGGAGCACACAAAAGCUACUGCCUUUCACACCACUCAGGCAAAGGCUGUUCUACUAUGGGCUCAAUUGUAAUGCAAAAGAAUUGUGUCCAUGGAAAUUCAAAUCUUGAAAAUACUUAGAUCCUCGCUGACAUACUGCAAAUACAUUUGAAACAUUCUUCUAUCCCAGGGUAAGGGCUACAUAAGUAGGCUAAGCCUUUCACACUUUCUCUCUGAACCUGCUGGAUUUAUUUCCCAAACCCCAUUGCAUAGGUACACCCAGCAAAUGUCAUGGGGAACCAUUUGUAAUGAAAUUAAAGCUUAAACAUAAAGAUUCUCUCUUCCCUAAGCACUGGCUUCUUUUAAAACUGGGAGUUGUUCAUAUUUAAUCCCUUGCAGCCUCUGUAAAUCCUCUGUUUGACAUUUCCAAUGUGCCAUACAGGUUCUAAUACACAUCACACAAAAAGAGCUAUUAUAAAAUUCCUGACUUUUUCUUGUUUGUGUGACAAAGGGGGAAUGGCAAAUCCUCCAAUUGGACCAGAUAAUCACUCUCCUGUGAAAAGCCUACAAUCCACAUCCUCUGUUUUCUUCUUAGCUGAGCUUCAACUGUGUUUGGUCAAUAAUUUUAUGUGUGAAGUCCAUAAAUCACCUUCCAAUACACACUGGACAGUGAAGAGUCCUGGUAGAUUAGACAUCAGCUGCAGGAGAAACCGCAUCCCGUCUGGAUCCAGGAAAGCCAGGUGCUGCCAGAACAUUUCCAUUUCAUGUUAUGGGUUUCUGAAGAGCCCUCUUUACACAGUAGGACCACUCUCUAGAGUGAAAGAUGGGUGGAUAAAGGUUUACAGGAUCAGGUCUUCUGACAUGACAGAGACCAUUACAAAUCCAUGAACUGCAGUUUUACUCAGUGUGCUUCUCCUGGGAUUUGUUUCAAAACCAGACUUCCACAUCUUAUGCCAGCAAAGGCCAGGGAAGCAGAGGAUGUGAGCUUCAAGUUUAAAGGUUGACUUCAAGGCAAACAUCCAUACACAUCCCCCAGCCUUCAGGUCAGCUCUCCAGAGACUGAACAGCAUUCAAAAUACCAAUAUUCCUCAUCCAUGCUGGGGAAAAGCAGAGUGGUUUCUCAUGUUCACCGAAAGGUGAUCUGCCUUUAUAUAAAGCCUUCUUCUCUUAAGCACAAGUAUUAUGAAACCCCCCAGGAAUCCAUAAAGAGUGAUGGGGCAUUUUUCUAAAAUGCCAGACCUGUACAUCUUCCACAUUCUGUGAUUCAGGAGCAGUGUAAAAGGUCAUAAACCAUUCAGCUGCUGUGAUUCACUGCAUUGAUUCAUGUGCUCGGUACAAAUAUUCAGAGAUCAAAGCAGCACCAACCCCCCAAAAAGAGAUUUUAAAUGAUUUUUUUAAUGCUUGCCAUAAAGAUGGACUUCCAGCUAAAGCAUUAUUCGCCUGAUUGAUAGUGGAUAUUUUAGGUAGCAAGUCCCCUAUGGUAAAGAUUGAUGCUUCCUUUAAGAAUCAUAUGGUGUGGUACCUAAAGCAAUGUACUCUGCAGAUGUGUUUCCUCCCUGACCUAGGCUGAACAUGAGACACUGAUCACACAGGGGUUUUCUGGGCAGAAGUUUACAGGGAGUUAAAAAAGAAUGGAAACUUCUUCCCUCUGAAGGAAUCUGGAAGCUCCCCUAAACCAUUUUGUAUUAACUUUGCAGUGGAUGAAGGUGUUAAACUGGCAUGUGUCUAUUGAUGGGGAAGUGAUCCUUUCAAGUUCUCUGCUUCAUCCCCACUUGUGGAAUUUGUUGUGCCAGUGGGACGAGGCUGGCUAUAAAACCCCAGCACCCCGCUCAGGCAGCCUGCCACCACAUCUCUGCUGAGAGACAUCCCCCCUUCAUCUCUGCUGGGCAGACAGCUCUUCGCUGACAGAGGAGGAUGGAUGUGAGGUUCACCCGGAUGCUCUGCUUGCUCUGCCUGGUCAUCACAGUCCGAGCAUUUACCCAGGAGGGGUUCAAGGAGGUGUUGCUGAAGCAGCUGGGGCUCUCUGAGGUCCCUACACUUCAUAGGAGAGACUUGGUGGAUCUGGUUAUCCCAGACCAUGUGAAGAACAAAUACAUCUCCAUGCUGAAGCGGCAAAGGGUGAAGCGCCGAGCUCUGCCCAGCCUGGCCGGCAUCCUCAGGGGGAUCCCUGGCAACACAGGAGAAGCCCUCUACUCUGAGACCAGCACACGCCAGAACCUGAUCUUCGACAUGGAGGGCAGAAUACCUCAGAACAGUGAAGUGACAAUGGCUGAGCUGAAACUCUUCAAAAAGCCUUUGGACAGAGCAAACCUGCCUGCCAGGCAGUCUCACAGGCCCGUCUCCAAUGCCAGAGUCAGCGUGUACUGGGUGCAGCGGCAGCACGAUGGCACCAACAGGACCUCCCUGAUAGACUCCAGGCUGGUUCCUAUACGUGAGUCGGGCUGGAAGAACUUUGAUGUGACACAGGCCGUGCAUUACUGGCAGCGAAACAAGAGGCGGGAGCCAAUGUUCCUGGAGGUCUGGAUUGAGGGAGAAAGGGUAGGCAGCUAUGCCUCAGAAAUGGCCAAAGCCGUGCAUUUCACCUCUCAGGACCCCAGGGAUAAAGCCUUAAGCAAACCUGAACUGGUGCUUUACACCCUCAACUUGGAAGACUAUGGGGGCCCUGGGGACUGCAGGGAGGAGGCAGUGAAGGGGAAAUCCACCUGCUGCCGGCAGAAGCACUACGUGAAUUUCCGUGAGCUCCCCUGGGCGCAGCAUUGGGUCAUCGAGCCAGCGGGGUACCAGGCUUACAGGUGCUCGGGGGGCUGCCUGCAGGCCCCCAGCACCCUGCGCCGCUUCGGCUAUGGGGAGCGUGCCUGUGCCGGGGUGGAGAGCUCCCCACUGCCCAUGAUGCUGCUGGUCAAGAGGGGCAACCGCACAGAGAUCGAGGCGGCCGAGUUUCCCAACAUGAUCAUCGAGAAGUGCGGCUGUGUGACGGAUGGCAUGGCACUGGUGUGAGGUGUGGGGCCAGCCAGGGUGCUACCCAGGCCCUGGAUCCUCACAACCCUUCCCAAAGACACCCCAGGCUGCAGCUAUGCAGUGAUAAAGGUGCUGGGGGGACGCCCACAUACCUGUGUGCAAGGGACAGCAUGCACCCCACUACCCUGCAGAGAGCUUGCACUUAAAGGCACCGUCCAUAUAAAUGGGCUCAGAAGAGCAUCCAUCUUCAUGUAUAACUGUGUGAGGGGUACCUAUGGAGCCUCAUGCUUCUUAGGACCCUCUUGGUGCUAGCCAAAUUUCACUGAAUUUGAUGGGCCUGCAUCCAGUGUAUUUCAGUCCCUACCCUGAAGUAUUGCAAGCAGCUACAGGCAAAGGAGGAAUGAUCAUCACCAGAUAGAGAAGUAAUACAUGGGUUCAGCUUUUCAUUGUUAGACUCCUGGUUUGGUCCUUGUCUGUCCAAGUCGUGUUUAUGAUGAACCGGAGAGCAGAAGCACUUACAUGUAUAUAUUGUAUACACACACACAUGUGUACAUAUAUAUAGUAUAUGAAUACCUGUAUGUAUUGUCUACAUACAUAUUGGAUAUAUACAUACUGUCUACAUACAUACAUGUAAAUAAAACAUUGCCUAGAGCUCAAAGGAACAUAGGUAUGCACGUAUGUAUCAUAUGUAUGUAUAUAUGUACAUAAAAUAUUACCUGGAACACAAAGGAUCAUAUUUUCAGCCCCUGAUCCAUGUGCUUAGGAGAAUUUCAAACAGAACUGAGAGUUCUGAAGUCAAUGGGAAUAUUGGAGUUUAGGUUUGCUCACACAAGUAACAGUUUGUAGAAUCGUAGAUUCAUAGAAGCAGCUAGGUUGGAAAAGACCUUUAAGAUCAUCAAGUCAUACCAUUACCCCAGGAAAUCAGACCUGUAUUUUUCUGGUUGUAUCUUGCAGUUGUUUCAGUUUAGGGAUAUUUUUGUGUACUUAAAGCUCAAGGCAACAAUAAACCACAAUUAUCAAAGUA
Neopsephotus bourkii (Bourke's parrot) is the source of this 4855-nucleotide messenger RNA. Its product is annotated as left-right determination factor 2-like. The transcript has 5 exons. Gene Ontology annotation, biological process: BMP signaling pathway; SMAD protein signal transduction. The record is from RefSeq and is a predicted model, not a curated record. The coding region runs from base 2788 to 3870 and encodes 360 amino acids. Gene Ontology annotation, cellular component: extracellular region. Gene Ontology annotation, molecular function: transforming growth factor beta receptor binding; growth factor activity; cytokine activity. Lineage: Eukaryota; Metazoa; Chordata; Aves; Psittaciformes; Psittacidae.